This is a messenger RNA of Cuculus canorus (common cuckoo), 5165 nucleotides long. It is a transcript of the gene TMEM135, whose product is annotated as transmembrane protein 135. The record is from RefSeq and is a predicted model, not a curated record. Bases 43 to 1419 code for a protein of 458 amino acids. NCBI's taxonomy places the organism in Eukaryota, Metazoa, Chordata, Aves, Cuculiformes, Cuculidae. The transcript has 15 exons.
CGCGGCGGACGCGCGCGCCCCCCCCCCCCGCGUGCGACGAAGAUGGCGGCGCUGAGCAAAUCUAUCCCCCACGGCUGCUAUGAGAUCGGGCACACCUGGGACCCACGCUGCUCCUGGGCCGUCCUGCACGUCACCCAGGGCGCCCUGACAGAGUCUCUCCGCAUCUACGGCACCCUCUACCUGAUUGCAGCUAUUCUCAGGAAAAGAAAACUUGACUAUUAUUUGCACAAACUGCUGCCUGAGAUCUUGCAAUCAACUUCCUUUCUGACAGCAAAUGGGACGUUGUAUAUUGCUUGCUUUUGCAUUCUAAGGAAGCUACUUGGAAAAUUCUACUUUUGGUCUCCUGGAUUUGGUGCUGCUUUACCUGCUUCCUACAUGGCUAUUCUCAUCGAAAGGAAAAGCAGGAGAGGUCUCCUCACAAUUUACAUGGCCAAUCAAGCCGCAGAAACAUUGUUCCGAAUGGCAGUAGCAAGAGGAUCUAUUACACCUUUAAGACAUGGAGAAGUCCUUCUGUUCUGCAUCACGGCUGCUCUGUUCAUGUUCUUUUUCAGAUGCAAAGAUGGCUUGAAAGGAUUUACCUAUUCUGCACUAAAGUUCAUUGUAGGGAAAGAAGAAAUCCCCACUCAUUCAUUUUCACCUGAAGCAGCAUUUUCAAAAAUAGAUAGAAAGAUAAAGCAUUGUGAAAAAGUAUCACAGUCAAUGAACAUACUGUCUCUAACGAGAAAGCUCAUGGACAAAGUGUGCAAACAUGGCCCAAGGCAUAGAUGCUGUAAACACUAUGGAGAUAAUUGCAUCUCAUAUUGUAUUAAAGGCUUCAUUAGGAUGUUUAGCAUCGGUUACCUGAUCCAGUGUUGCCUUCGUAUUCCAUCCACAUUCCGGCAUCUGUUUACAGAACCAUCCCGGCUACUUUCCCUCUUCUACAACAAGGAAAAUUUCCAGCUUGGAGCUUUCCUGGGAUCUUUUGUCAGUAUAUACAAGGGUACUAGUUGCUUCCUGCGUUGGGUACGAAACCUAGAUGAUGAACUUCAUGCACUUGUAGCUGGGUGUCUAGCAGGAAUUUCUAUGAUGUUUUACAAAAGUACUACUAUCUCUAUGUAUCUGGCAUCCAAAUUAGUAGAGACUAUAUACUUCAAAGGCAUUGAAGCAGGGAAGGUUCCCUAUUUUCCUCAUGCCGACAGCAUCAUCUAUGCCAUUUCUACAUCAAUAUGCUUUCAGGCAGCUGUCAUGGAAGUUCAGAACCUGAGACCAUCGUACUGGAAAUUUCUUUUACGACUAACAAAGGGCAGGUUUGCUCUCAUGAACAGGAAAGUUUUAGAUGUAUUUGGUACAGAGGCAUCUAAGAACUUCAAGGAUUUCACACCUAAGCUCGACCCAAGAUACACUGUUGUACCACCAGAGCUUCCGCUGGAGCUGUCUUGAAAACGACAGUGUAUCUUGUCAUUGAAUGUGAUCAGCGUUUUGUCCUGAAGAGUUAAUUAACUUAACAGUCAUAUAUAUGGAGGAGGGCUUGGGCUCCACUUCAGUAUUAUUUCAACAAGAAAUGCUUUUUACCAAUCAAAAAUACUGAAGCUUUGCAGGAAGAUUUGGCUUAGUGAUUAAACCCAUUCCAUAAGGAGAAAAUAUUUCUGGAUUUCUGUAGUUGGGUGACAGUAUGGUAGAUUCCUGAAUGAAUUAAACAGAUGAGUAAUAUAUUUAGAGAAGUAAAACAUAAAUAUGCAUAAUAAUUUCAAAAAUUCUGUAGUUCAUACCAGUAGACUAUUUCUUGGUAAAACUAACAAAGGAAGACAAAUGGCAUAGUUUAGUUCCAAAAAUUUUACCUGAUCUUAAAACUAUUGCAGUCGGGUGAAAAUACCUCCUUGGCUUUCUAAAUUGUAGCACUGAUUUAUCUCAAAAGAGCAACCAUCCACUCAUUAUUUAAAAUCACAGUAUUUUUACUCAGCUAUAGUUGUAAAAUAAGGCAUUCCUUAGGAAAAGAAAAUGCAUAUUAAUUCAGAAAUCGCAUUCCAGGACUGUAAAUCCCACUGACGAUAUGGAUAACAGACAAGGAAAAUAAGGCCAUGGUACCGGUGACUGCUGCGCCGUGAGGAGCAGUGGGGUGUGGUGCUUAGUAUCUGCCAAGUGGAAAAUGACAAAACCAGCAGAGGAAGGAAUAAAACCUUCCAGCCUGUGAGAUGGUGCUGGAAACAGCAGACAGUUACAAAAAUAAAAAAGCCAAGAACAAAACAAAACAAAAAUCCCCUAAAAUAUACUGAAAUUCAAUGUUUAUUUUUAAAGGGUUUGACUCGGUCGCUUUAGAUGGCAUCGGAUUGUUUGUCAAGCUGCAACGCCAGCCAGCAUUUCAAGCAUUUCUUUAAAAGAGAGCUGACCCCUGGGGUUAGGCUGCUACAAGAGAACAGUUUGGGUGGUUGUAUUAAUAAUAUUUUUUUCCUUGUACUUGGUGAAGAGUGGUUUUCCAUCAGUCCAUCAGACAGCUACAUUCAGCUUAGUCUGGUACUCAAUGCAAGUAACCACCUACACAAAUUCCAUCUCAUUUUUAGCCUGCAUAUUUCUGCAGAUAAUAGUUUGUGUUCUACCUUGACAUGCUAAUUGCUUUUUUUGCUUUUGGGGGCUUUUUUUUAAUCACAGCCCAUUCAGGUGAUGCUGAAUGAUGUUCGUUACCCUAGAACUUAAUGAAAAGAGCAACUAUAUUCAUAUUCAACCAAAAAGAGACAAGGUAAGCCAGGGAAUGGAAAUUAUAGUAGGUUGCAUGUGUUUUAAACAUUAAAAAAGAAGAAGCAAACAGUGUUUUAUUGAAAGUCUUUGUCAGAUGAUACAAAUUGGAUUAAUUAAUAGAACCUUUGUCUUGUAACACUGUAAUCCUACCCCAGCCUUAAGCAUAUUUUAAUUCCCACUUGUUUAAUAUCUUAUUACCAAAUAUGCAGUAAAUUUUUGUCAUAUUUACAGAGAUGUCAUGAAAAUUGUACCAGUCUGUGCACAGAAUCUGCUCCUUCAUCAACUACUGUAACAGUAAUGUUUUUUCACUGUUACUAAAGGUGAUUUGUACUUCAAAACAGAGUUUGUCCAAGUUAAUGUGAAUAAAGUUCUGCAAGCUAGUUUGUAUGCAGUAUUUUAUUGCUUGAAAUAUUAUAUUAAAAUUCCUCAAAAGGAAAUAAAAGUUAAUUCAACAAGAACUAUAAAAGGAUUGUUAACAGGUUUGUAGUGUUUUUCCACUGGAAUAUAGUCUAAAAUAUUUGAUCUUGUAAAGUCUGAGAAGUUAUAUAUUUUAGGUAAUAUGUUAGAAUUCAUGCACUGUUAUGGAUACUUCCUAGUGUAACUGUAUUCCAUUCUCAAACUUCAAGAUAUUUUAUAGAUGGAUCAGGUGGUUUUUUUCACUGGAAUGACAAUUGUGAUUGUUUCUCUAUUUGAGUUUAAAAAAGUACUACAUCUCAGCAGCUAAAUGACAAUUUUGUCUAAUUUUUUCUUGCUUCCAAAAUUCACAGUCCCUGUUUCGAGUUAUUUUCAUGUAAUAUAAAAAGAAAUUAAAAGUUUUUAAAUUAUUUUUAUUCAAAUCAAUUAUAUGUAAAAGAAAAAAAAAAGUCCUAAUGUUUUUCCCAAUAAUAAAGAGUUGCUGCUUGAAAAAGUGACUCUUUGUCUAUGUUGUCAUUAAACCAUCUGGAGUCUUGAGUGAAGUAAUACUCAGUGGUGAAUGAACGCCAGGAAUGCACCUGAGCGUUCAAAUUGUAUAUACUUGUUAGAAAAUAAAGUCCUGAUACAGUGCAAGUGAAGAGGGAAUGCCAGCACAGUUCAGCUGACAGCUCCAGCUCUGCGCUUCCAUGGGUAAUUAUGCAAUAUGGGUUGACGUUAUUUAAUGUUUCUUUUUCGAACAGAGAAAGCCACAUAGCCAGUUAUGAAGGCACUGAAAAGCUGCACGCCUCCAGCUCUGCCUGCCUUGUGGCCGAGCGGUUGGGCCUCAUGAUGGAAACGGCAGCAUUUCCAACCACCUGGUGUGACACGGCUAUUUACUUCCUUAAUCCUAUGAUGUGUAUUUGAUUAUGUAGAACCGCCAGCAAAGGAAGUUGGUUUUCCAAAGAGGAAUACUUGCUCAGAGGAUCAUAGAAUCUUAGAAUCAUAGAAUCACCAGGUUGGAAAGGACCCAUUGGAUCAUCGAGUCCAACCAUUCCUAACACUCCCUUAGACCAUGUCCCUUAAACCAGGAUGAUUGGGAGAGGUGAGUCAACCUGAAAUACCACAGUUCUUUGAGAGGUUUGGGUGUCCGUAGGGAGGCUGCUGCGCAGAUCCCUGCAGGCAUCUUGUGAGAGUGCACCGAGAGCUGCUCUUUCACCAAUUCCUCCCAGGACUCGAGCAAAUAUAUUUUUAGUAGGCAAUUUUUUCACCUUUCUUUGAGGUAGUUUGCAUGCGGGCCUCAUCUAGGGAGUUAAUCGCCAUCCCUACAGUUUUUCCCACACCACCCUUGCUGUGCAUCUCGCUCUCCAUGGCUGUAGUCCCCAUCUUGCACCCAGACCUCCAUGCUCGCUGCAUCAGAUCCCCGCUUUUUGCUCCAGUUGCUCACCCAUCUUAGUUCUUCAUCCCUCUGCUACCUUUACCCAGCCCUGCGUCAGCUGUUUCUUGUCCUCCCUUCUGUCUUAGAAGCUCCAUUCAAAGCCUUUGUGUGCCUUUUUUCCCUUCUCUUCCAGAACCACUCCAUUGGGCACCCAAGGGAGUGCUGCUCCUACCUAAGGCAGCUGUUGGGCGUGGAUGUCCCUCUAUGCACCCCAGCUUUUGCUGUCACCCUUGGGUUUUCAUCCUCAGAGCUGCUUUAGAAGCAGCAGAAUUCAGCAGUCCAGAUGUAGUGUUUCCCCCUCCCAAUCCAAGACAUUGUGGCUGUGACCAAGCUUUGUGUGCAAAAUCCCAAAGUGAAGAUUGCAGUCAAUCUUUCAUCUUUCUUGAUACUCAUUAAUACUCUUUGCCUGUCAUCUUUCAGCUGAUUUUCACGCCAUAUGACAUUGCUCCCGUUGCAGACUCAUCGCUUAUUCCCAAUCCUUGUUGAAGGUGGUGAAGAUGUUGACGUCUGCCACUGAGAUCCACUCAAGGAGAGGAUUUUUAUUAUUUAUUUUUUACAAAGCCCAAGGCUGAGGGAUUUGCUGGGUUUGUGUGUGAUGGACACUUCCACCCUGGAAUGCUUGAAG